This is a messenger RNA of Erpetoichthys calabaricus (reedfish), 3323 nucleotides long. RefSeq names its product UF2 component of NDC80 kinetochore complex (gene nuf2). Lineage: Eukaryota; Metazoa; Chordata; Cladistia; Polypteriformes; Polypteridae. Gene Ontology annotation, biological process: attachment of mitotic spindle microtubules to kinetochore; meiotic chromosome segregation; mitotic spindle organization. Gene Ontology annotation, molecular function: protein-containing complex binding. The transcript is spliced from 14 exons. The record is from RefSeq and is a predicted model, not a curated record. Bases 163 to 1530 code for a protein of 455 amino acids. Gene Ontology annotation, cellular component: kinetochore; Ndc80 complex.
CCAAAAUCAAACUAUUGGCUUCCUGUUUGCUUUAACCAAGAGGUUACAGGCAGUUACGUAUCAGCUGCAUUUGCUUUCAAAAGAACCUGCCACUGCCGUUAUACAGUAAACUGCCAAAAUCAGAAGUGGGAGAAGAAGAAGAAGAAGUCGUUUUGCAGAGUAAUGGCAGAAGGACUAACUUUCCCUGUUCUUAAAGUGGAUGACAUUGUUACUUAUUUUCAGUCUGAAAUCUUGACAGGAUCUGAGGCGAAAAACUUCAACAAAAAUGACAUUGUCCCUACACCUAAGACUGAGUCCAUACAGCGUCUCUACAUGAGAAUUUUGCAGUUCGUCUUUGGUAUCAAGCCAGAGUAUCACUACAUGAUGCCUGUCAAUGAAAAUGUGCAGCAUUCUGUACUUCAGGAGUCUUUUCUUCCUAUUUGCAGUAUUCAUCACCAAAUGAGUCAGUUUUUACAGAUUUGCCAGGUGUAUGACUUUCAGCUUAGUGACCUUUUGAAUCCAAGAGCAAAACGAACUAUUACAAUUUUGUGUGGCAUUAUAAACUUUCUUCAGUUCAGAAAAAUGCAGAGAGAAGUUUUCAUGGAACAUCUGAAAAUGCAUAAUGCUGCCAAAGAAAGAGAAAAGAGACAGUUGGAAGAAAUAAGGGAGGCUGAACUCAAAAUUAAGAAACUUACAACAAUUCCCCCAGAACAGCGGGCAGCUUUUGAAGAGAUAUCUUCGGAAAUUGCAGAGCUUGAAAAAUUAAUGAAUAAAGAAUCGCAGGAAGUGGGUUUGGUGAAUGAGCAGAUUGCAAAAUCACGAGUCAAGGUAGCUGAGCAGACCAAGCAGCUGAGCUUCUUAAAAGUACAGUUGGCUACACUUGAUGAGGAGCAGGCAAAACUUAAAUCGCAGAUUGUGGAAUCUCCAGAAGAGAUCAAGAAUGAUUUUGAAAAGAUGAAGGAGACGGUGAAAAAGAUUAAACAGUCGAAGGAUCAAUCAAAUGUUGCAUUGGUUGAAUAUCAAAACAAGUUACAAACUACCAAUUUGUGCAAGCAAGAAUUUAUGGGCUUUUGCAGAUUCCUGCUGGAUUUGCAGGUUGAAAUGGAUAAAUGCAAUAGUUCACUGACUGAGAUUCGCAGUCUAAAAGAGCUUCUUGAGAAGCAGAAAAAGGAGAUAAAGAAUCUGAGCAAUAAGGAUGCUUGUCUAAAGAGAUCAUUACACAAGAAAAGGGAUCAAAAGACUAAACAUAAAAUUAAACUACAGAAGAAGCAAGAAACACAUGAGCAGUAUGAGCAAUGUUUGCUCAGUGACAUCAAUGCUGGUUAUCAGAAGAAAGAAAAAUUGUUAAAAAUAAUGGAAGAUAUGGAAAAAGAAAUCAGAGAUAUUAAAUUAAAAAAAGAGAAUACAUCAGAAAAAUGCAACAAUGAUAUUUCUAAAUGCCAGUUGAUGUAUACAUUUUUAAUGGACAAGCUGGACACUGCCCAUGAAUGCUUUUCAAACAUAAAGCAAAAACGGAAGCGCCAACUAGAUGAUUUACUCAGCCUUCUGUAAAUUAUGUAAUUUCUGAAAUUUCUUUGUGUGCUGUUGUAUAUUGUUAAAUUAAUCUGUCUUGUAAACUUUGUUGUUCUCUUUUCAUUUGAGUUUUUGUAUUUUUGUUUUUUGGUAAUUACAUUUUGCUAUUUCCAAGAAGCUAUUUCUGAUGUGCUAACAUUGAUGAACAAACAGAUUAAAUGAUAUAACAUCUGACAUAAAUAACAAAUGUAUUAAUGAUGUGUGUGUUUCACAGAACCUGUUCAGAGCACAUUCAUUUAGCAUCAGUGACUUUUCAGUUCUAGUUUUUGAGUUAGAAGAGAUGAAUAAAGAGACCUUUUUCAAUGUAUAAUUGUGCUAUAUUCCUUUGCAAUGGUAUGCGUAAGUCCUGCUAUGAUACUCCGCGGGUAUCUAAUUAAAGUGAUUUCUUUCUAGGUUCAUGGCUUUGAACAAAUGACUUUAAUAUUCAUAUAGAUUUACCUGUAUAUUGGCUUUAUUAUUAUUUCUUAAUUUUCCCAUUGGAAGGUUUCAAUCUCACUAAUUUGUGUUUUUAGAAGCUGGCCUACUAUACAGGUAUAGGUUUUCCUAAUAGUACAAACAAGUGGCACUGUUUACGAGGAAGCUAUAAUUGAAAAAUACAGUAUUUUGCUGGGUCAGAAAAGUUUCACUUUUUAUUUGUGAUUGAAAGCAAAAUUGUUCUUGGCAUUUGCAAACUUCACAGGUAGGACAUUUGUGUCUUUUGUUUUGUUUAGUUUUGUUAUUUGUGCCUUUAACUUUGCAUUUGCAGUAAAACUUGUUAUUGUAUAUGUAAAAUAAAGAACUUAAACUAGUUGCAAAGCCUGUUGUGAUGUAUAAAUUUGUUUUUGUUUAGAAAUUGCCACAGUAUUUUGGGUUGCUUGGCAUAACUAGUGUUUCCUUUUGUCAUUGAUAAAUGAUCGUAUAUAAUGUCUUUUAUUCUUUUUCCACUUAUAUUCUUGCCCGUUGUCCAAGAUCUUUGACUGUAAAAUCAAAGGACGUCUUUUCAAUCCCCGGCACUCAAUCACUGAGAAGCCUUGAGCAAGUUCCUUAGGCAGCUAGUGCAAUAAUUUUAGAAAUAAUGUAAGUCACUCCAUAGUGUGUCUGUAUUUAAACAUUACUUUAGAAGUGUGGCAUUGUGGUGUACUGGUUAUUUGUGGACCAGUGACUUUCUGUUUACUAAUUCCCUCUAGUUUUGCAUAGAAUUCCUCAUUAUAUUUUUGUUUCAUCCCACACACUAACAAUGUGCACCUUAUGUGAUUUGGAAUCUCAUUUGGCCUAGAGCAUUGAGUGCUGGUGUUUGACUUUGUCCUGUCCAGAGUUGAUUAUAGUCUCUUGGCCAAUUCUGUGGGUUAUAACCUUAGAAAAUAGGAAUAGGUCAGGAUAAAUGUGUCAUUUAAAUAAAAUCUAAUAGGAAGAUAUUGGUCAUGAGUUCUUGCAGACUACUUAACACUUUAGAAUUUUCAUAAUUCUUUUAAAAAGUGAUGAUUUAUGACGCCCUUUUGCUCCUGAAAUCCAUUUGUUUAAUGCAAUAGAAUAUGUUCUAUGGCUUUUUACAUUAACAAAUGUUGACAAAAUAGAACAUAAGAAAACAAGGAAAAAAGAUAAAUAACCUAAUUAUUGUACUUAAGUAUAGUUGUAUUAAUAUUAGUAGCCUUUUACUACAAAUGUAUGGUCAAAAAAUGACCUAAGAAAUAAUGCACCAUUCAUGACUUACACAGUAACUUAUUUCUCCCUCCUUUUUUUGUAUUUUUUUUUUUGUAACUGAGCAGCAAUAAAAUAAUGUUUAAUGUUUUCAA